AUGGAGAAAAAACUAAAAAAAAACCAAAAACCAAAUCUCCAAAUCACGAAAACAAAAACAAAAACGAGUAUUAACAUUAACCAACUAACCCCCUCCUUCUCCAUAGAAACGUCGAUGAGUAGUAGUAGUAGUAAUAACAACAACAACAAGAAUAACAACAGCAACAACACUCCAGCAAUAAACUUGCAAGCUGAACUUCUAGAGUUUCAAAAUCUGAAAUAUCCAACAAUUCAAGAAACAAUCAUUAAUAAUGCAUCAAUUUUAUAUAAACGAAAGAAAUUCUUUUUAACUGAAUUACGAGAAUCAAUUCAAUUUCUUGAAUGUUUUUUAAUAAUAUUAAUAUAUUUACGAGAUUUAUCAUUUUUUAAAUUAUUAAUUCGUUCAACUAUUCAUUUAUCAAUUAUAAAUAUAAAUCCUCCAUUACGAUUACAAAUACAAUAUCUGGAUGAUUCUAAAAAAUCAUUAAUUAAAAUAUCAUUAAGAGGAUUAAUAAUUGGGAAUUUAUUUUGUUUAUUAACUCAUUUAAUAUUUGGUAUAUAUCAAGAAAGUCCUAAUUAUGAUGGAUAUUUACAUGGUGGAAUAACUAUACAAUUUAUUGGUGAAAGAUUACCUUAUUCACGAUUUGAAUUAAUUAUAUUGGAUAUAAUGGUUUUCUUUGUCCAAUUGUUGUUUCAUAAUCUUGUUGGUGUUAUUGUUGAUUCUGAAGUAUUACAAGUGACACCAAUACAAACAGAAAGCAAUAAUGAUAGUAGCUUAGGAGUGGAUGAACAAUUAGAUGGUACAUUUGGAAUGGAUAGAGUUCAUAUUGAACAAGAUGGAUAUAAUGGGAAUGUCUAUUUAUUGACAAUAGAUAUACUAGGUAAUAUUAAAAAAGUGCUUGAUUAUCAAAUUAAUUUUCAACCACCAGGGAGAUCUGAGUUGGAAGCAAAUCAAGCACAAAUGCCUGGUGCUUUUCCUGGUGCAAAUUUUGCCCUAUAG
Messenger RNA from Candida dubliniensis CD36, 978 nucleotides. RefSeq lists its product as uncharacterized. Gene Ontology annotation, cellular component: Dsc E3 ubiquitin ligase complex. Gene Ontology annotation, biological process: protein processing; SREBP signaling pathway. NCBI's taxonomy places the organism in Eukaryota, Fungi, Ascomycota, Pichiomycetes, Serinales, Debaryomycetaceae. The transcript has a single exon. The record is from RefSeq and is a predicted model, not a curated record. Bases 1 to 978 code for a protein of 325 amino acids.